Messenger RNA from Bombus pyrosoma, 1935 nucleotides. Its product is annotated as RNA polymerase II degradation factor 1. NCBI's taxonomy places the organism in Eukaryota, Metazoa, Arthropoda, Insecta, Hymenoptera, Apidae. The record is from RefSeq and is a predicted model, not a curated record. The transcript is spliced from 4 exons. The coding region runs from base 210 to 1211 and encodes 333 amino acids.
CGCGUGAUCAUAGCUCUUGGUAUAAAAGCAAUUGCGGAUUCGAGAAUAGCCAGCAUCGUGCAAAAAGUUCGCGAACCAGCUAGACCCCCGUCCACCAGACAGGUGCACAGUGCUUGUCAGCUUGUAGUGUUCCAACGAAAUCCUGAUCAUCGUUGCUGGAGAUCUCGCGUCUGUUCUAAGUUCGUGUCGAUACGAUUUGGUUCCCGAGGAUGGCGCAGUGGAUCAGCUUCGUCCUCCUCGUCGUGGCGACGACGAUCGCGGUAACGGAGUCCAGGGCUAUUCCUGCUGAACCUGUUUCAGUGAUGUUAGAUCCUUACGGGAACCCCAUAGUUUUCCUGCGAGAGAAGAGGACAGCCGUGCAUCCAUAUCCCCACAGAGCGAUGAUGUUCACCGGAUACUACAGACCCGUGCGACGUUCGAGUCACGGUGGCCAGGCGACUGGUGUGUUCGCCCAAGGAAACGCCGUGAGUGGCGAGGCAUUUUUCGCUGGCAUGCAGCCGCCGCAUUUGAAGAACGGCCCGGAACCGAUCGAGGAAUCGGAAGUGUCGAGCGCUGAGGCUCAAGCAGCGCCUGAGGCUGCUGAUUCUCAUAGCGACGACGAACAAACUCAAGUACAACAGGAAGAAGAGUAUCAGCCUGAGGAGCAUCGUCCACAGGAAGGAAAUGUUGCGCAGGAUGAGGUAAAUCAUCCUCAAGGGGACCAACAUCAACAGGAGGACGAACAGCAACAUCACAAACAGCAUGCUGCUCUGCCUGCCCAGGAGCAACCGGAAUCGAUUCCCGCGUUCACCACCGAGGCGGCUCCGGUAACUCCAGCCGCAGAGCCGGUCUACACGAGCACAGAAGUGGUCCCGAAUCGUCCGAAGGCUCAGCAUGGAAAAAAGAACAAGAAGACCCCUGUCGUCGUUGUGGACGAUGACGAGGAAGAAGACGAAGAUGACGACGAUGAACUGUCCGUUCCUUUCGUUCCCUUCAAGGGCAAUCGUCGCCGACAAAACUACCCGAACCUGAACAACUUCUUCCCCAUGGUGUUCAGCUUCCCUGGUGGGUCUUCUCGAGCUGGAUCCUCCGAAGGAUCUCCCCCUGGCGCCGUGACCGCCAUUGCUAACAGUUACUCUACUGGAAAAGGUGGUGUCGCGAGUUCGGUAGCAACUGCUUACGGUGGAUCCCCUAAUGGGAAAAAGCGGCGUCCUGCGCCAUCCGAGGAGUAAAUCCCCGACUAAUCGAUCGGGCGCUAUAGAUCGAUGAUCGAGCCGUUCGCUUCUCGAUACCGUUAAGAUCAAUAUUCCAUUGGACAUUAAUAUGCAGACAGGACAGAGUUUCGACUGCGCUCCACUUUUCUAUUCUCCAGCAUGGCCCUGAAGAAGCAAUCGAGGACCGUGUUUCUUCGAGUGGGCAUUCUCUUCAGACUUAACCGCCGAACGAAUCGAAUUAUUUCUGCCAAUGUCACUGUUACUCCUAAUGCGAGAAUUUCAUCGAAUGGUACAUCGACGAACAAGCUAUGCCAACCCUUCACCGAUGAUCUACAAAAUUAUAUCUUUUCCUUCUAAAAUUAGUAUCGUACUUUAGAUUGUAUCUUUAAAUUAGAAACGGAUAGUAUGUAAGAAAAUAACGUAGAACGUAGCGUCGAUCUCAUAGUGAUCGAACGGACUAGUGCAAUAUUACGUCGUGUCAUUCGGAGAGACAAGGGUUUGCAUGAUCGUUCGACUACCUUGAAGCCGUAAUCGAAGAGAACAUCGAUCGAAGGUAAUCACACUUGUAGUAUAGUUCGUAAAGUGUAUAAGAAAUUACUAGUUAACGAUAGCUUGCGAAUUUAGCGUGAAGAAAUUCAUUAUUCCAGUACCGUACAUUGUUACUCAUUGAACUGCUUCGACCUGAGAAAAUUGUCUUUCGUAAACGAUGCAUGAGAUGCCAUCGAAAUAAAGCUAUUUUCAA